Molecule: messenger RNA, 2022 nt
Organism: Malus domestica (apple)
Lineage: Eukaryota; Viridiplantae; Streptophyta; Magnoliopsida; Rosales; Rosaceae
Product: probable WRKY transcription factor 31
Biological process (GO): regulation of DNA-templated transcription
Molecular function (GO): sequence-specific DNA binding; DNA-binding transcription factor activity
Source: RefSeq, a predicted model, not a curated record
CCAAACUCUUUUAAAGCCGAGUCUGUUGCAUCUCCUAUGACUUCAAACUUCACUACCCCCUCUCUCUUCUUGUGCUUAUUCCUUUCCCCAAACCCUUUAAAUAUUUAUGUGGACAAAGGAGGACGACGACUUGCCUGUCCAUAGCUCGCUCUUGUUAUUCUUCCUACCACAGUCAUCGUCUUCAUCUCCAACAUCGUCACUCUCAGCAGACCAAACCUAUAAUUAAUCUAAACGUUACGUGUAUACAAUAUCCGUCAUGGAAUCUGCAGCUAGUGAUCAUUCUAUUCACAACUGCAGAUCAAUUGAAGCACAGCAUGUCGUACUUUCUCCCGAGACGGCGGAUGAUCACGAUCAUCAUGGGAAGCGAGUUGUAGAUGAAUUAGACUUCUUUGCUCAUAAGGGUCGUUUGAAAGAAGCUAAAGAUCACACGGCAGAAGUUAAAGAAGAAUGCGAUCAUCACGGGGUUGGUCAAGAAAAGCAACUACCCGACGUAAAUACUGGAUUGAAUCUUCUUACAACAUACACCAGUAGCGACAAAUCAUCCAUGGAUGUUGGAACUUCGUCGUCCCGUAAUAUGGAAGACAAGCAUAGAACAAAUGAGUUGGCAGUUCUUCAAGCUGAACUAGGCCGUAUGAAUGUAGAAAAUCAACGGUUGAGAGGUGUGAUUCAUCAGGUUAACACUAAUUACCAGGCGUUGCAGGUGCACCUUGUGAAACUGAAAAAUCAAAAGACUGAUCAACAAGCUGCAGAACAACACAAGAUGAACUUAAAUGGAUCAGAGGUACUAAAAGAGAAGCAGUUGAUGAACGAGUUCAAUAAUCUUGCUCCAAGACAAUUUAUGGAUAUGGGAAGGGCUGAGAAAGAUGAGCUUUCACAGUGUUCUCAUGAAGGCUGCAGAUCCCAAGAUUGUUCUGGGUCGUUCCCUCGAAACAACAUAGUCGAGUCAAUGGAGUGCUGCAAGGGUACUAGUCAUGUUCACAGGGAUAUUAGUGGAAGAAGUAGUACUACUGGGGCAGAAGACAGCCCUGACCACGAAUUUCAAGGGUGGAUUCCUAAUAAGGUUCCCAAGUUGAUGAGCCCUCCUAGGGAAGUGGAUCAAGCCUCAUCCGAAACCAUAUCCAUGAUUAAAAAAGCUCGGGUUUCUGUUCGAGCACGAUCUGAAGCUUCCAUGAUAUCUGAUGGAUGCCAAUGGAGAAAGUAUGGCCAGAAAAUGGCUAAAGGAAAUCCAUGCCCUCGAGCUUAUUAUCGUUGCACUAUGGCAACUGGUUGCCCAGUUCGCAAACAGGUACAAAGAUGUGCGGAAGAUCGAACAAUACUUAUAACAACAUACGAAGGUCAACACAACCAUCCACUCCCUCCAGCUGCAAUGGCCAUGGCAUCUACUACAUCAGCAGCAGCAUCAAUGCUUCUAUCAGGCUCAAAUCCUAGUGCCGAUGGCCUAAUAAGCUCAAACACCUUCCUAGCAAGAACAGGAUUGCCUAACUGCCCACCAAGCUUGGCAACACUUUCGGCUACAGCCCCAUUUCCUACUGUCACCUUGGACCUCACUCGCACUCCCACUUCCUCAGAGAUGCCACUUGGCCAACCAAACCAGCACCCUUCAAAUUUUCCCCACAACAAUCUUAUGUCUGUGCCACAAAUUCUAGGUCAAGCCCUUUACAACCAACCCAAAUUCUCGGUUCUCAAUAGCCUUCAGGGGUUGGAUAGUACUACACACUCACUGGCUGACAAAGUCAGUGCAGCAACAGCAGCCAUCGCAGCUGACCCUAAUUUCACAACGGCUCUGGUAGCAGCCAUCACCUCUAUCGUUGGCAAUGUUCAGUCAAACAAUAACACCAACAACAAUGUUUCUCCAGGAAACGAUAGUGGCAACAAUACAUGAAUAAGUCAUUUUCAUUGGUAAUGAUAAAUAUGGAUAUGAAGUCAAUUCUUAGAUAUUUAGCUUGAGUGUAAUAAAAGACUCUCAUUGAUUCAAUGUCUUUUUAUUUAUUUUUAAUUUUCCCCCAAUUUAUUUUAAAUCGU